CGCUUGCCUUCUCCGGUCGCCUUGCCCCGCUCGCGCCCGUUCGCCUUGCCGUCCCCUGCCUCUUCCUCCCCCGCGCCGUGGCGCGCCCCCCCGUCCCCGCGCCCGCCUCCUUGCCCCCCCCGCGUCCCUCUCCUUUUUUGCCUGCCGCGCUUCCCCCCCCCCCGUUCCUUCUCUGUCCCUCCCCCUUCGCCCUCCCUUUCCGCUCUUUCCUCGCCUCCUCUGCUG
Coffea arabica (coffee) is the source of this 225-nucleotide messenger RNA. NCBI's taxonomy places the organism in Eukaryota, Viridiplantae, Streptophyta, Magnoliopsida, Gentianales, Rubiaceae. The record is from RefSeq and is a predicted model, not a curated record.